Molecule: messenger RNA, 715 nt
Organism: Vanessa tameamea
Lineage: Eukaryota; Metazoa; Arthropoda; Insecta; Lepidoptera; Nymphalidae
Gene: Dim1
Product: thioredoxin-like protein 4A
Exons: 3
Coding region: 96-524 (142 amino acids)
Biological process (GO): mRNA splicing, via spliceosome
Cellular component (GO): spliceosomal complex; U4/U6 x U5 tri-snRNP complex; U5 snRNP
Source: RefSeq, a predicted model, not a curated record
UCAGGAGUCAGAUUGUUAGAAAAAAAAAUUGCUUUUAGAGUACUUAUUUCGUCUAUUUAAGUUUUUAAAGUAACUCGUAGAACUAUAUAACCAAAAUGAGUUACAUGUUAGGACACUUACACAACGGAUGGCAAGUAGAUCAGGCUAUACUCUCUGAAGAAGACCGCGUCGUCGUAAUUAGAUUUGGACAUGACUGGGACCCAACCUGCAUGAAAAUGGAUGAAGUGUUGUAUAGCAUUGCUGAAAAAGUGAAGAAUUUUGCUGUCAUCUACCUUGUUGAUAUAACAGAAGUUCCUGAUUUUAAUAAAAUGUAUGAGUUGUAUGAUCCAUGCACAGUGAUGUUUUUCUUCCGUAAUAAGCACAUAAUGAUAGAUUUGGGUACGGGAAACAACAACAAGAUCAAUUGGCCUCUGGAAGAUAAACAGGAGAUGAUAGACAUAAUUGAAACUGUGUAUCGUGGUGCGAGAAAAGGUCGGGGUCUGGUUGUGUCGCCCAAAGAUUAUUCAACAAAAUAUAGAUAUUGAGUGUUAUUUUGGGAACUCAUAGGUCUGAUCUAUGAAUUAUUAUUGAUCUCUAAAUGGCUCUAAGAAACGAUGAGCUGAAAUGUAUAAUGAAUAUUUGUACAUAAUUAAGAUUUGUACAAAUGAAAUACUUGUUUUUAAGGAAAUAUAACAAUUAUACACAUUAUGUGCAUCUUGAGGGAGUUGAAAUAUUA